Messenger RNA from Geodia barretti, 1029 nucleotides. Lineage: Eukaryota; Metazoa; Porifera; Demospongiae; Tetractinellida; Geodiidae. The record is from the annotation of a GenBank genome assembly.
AUGGUGGUGGCCAUGGCGGCCACGGGUGCCUUCGGACACGGGACCGAGGAAGCGGCGGCGCCCGACGAGUUGCCGACGCUGCACGUGGCCACCCAUACCGGAUGGGCCGCCCUCAUUGGUACCGGCCAGCAACGAUCGCCGGUCUACCAGGAGCUGGAGCGGCUCAGCGGCGUGCACAUCGAGUGGGAGAACAUCCAGGUGGCCAACUACGCGGAAGUGAUGCGCGCGCGGCUGGCGGCCGCCGUGAAUCUGCCGGACGUGAUCAACAUGUCGCUGUUGGGCGACAUCGGCCAGCACGGCCGCGACGGGCUGAUCAUCCCGCUCAACGAUCUGCUGGAGGAGUACGCGCCCAACAUCAACAGUGGGGCCGUUGUGGAACCGGCCGUGGCUGGACGCGGUAGGCAUCUCGAGAUGCCGGAGACCCAGGCCGACAUGAUGACGGCGCUGCGCCUGUUCCGCGACUCCGAUCCGAACGGCAACGGCGAGAACGACGAGAUUCUUAUCGUGCCUGCCGCCGGGCGCGGCUACCUGCGGUAUCUGGGCAACCUCUACGGGUUCGAGUACUCCAUCGUCUCCGAGUACCUGGUCGACGACGGUCAGGUCUCCUGGAUCUUUCAGAGCCCGCGCAUGAAGGAGUACCUCACCUGGUUGAACGAGCUCUACACGGAGGGGCUGCUCGACAAGGCGUACGCCACCGACAGUUGGACGGAGACCCUGGAGAAGGUCACCAACGAUCGGGUCGGGCUGAUCACCUGUUGGACGACCUUCGCCAGGAUCUACUCGGGCGCCCACCCGGCCGGCAAGCCCGACGGGUCGAUCCCGAUGUUCGAGAACGGUCCGCCCAUUGAAGGUCCGUACGGCGACAAGUUCUUCGUGAAGCGCGAGAUUUACGGCGGCGACCAGAUGGGGAUCACGAAGGAUGCCAAGCAGCCGGAAGUGGCCAUGCACUGGAUCGACUUCAUCCGCAACAGCGAGGAAGCCCUGAUGCUGCAGAACUUCGGCAUCGUGGGGACAGCUACCGGAUGGUGA